Molecule: messenger RNA, 681 nt
Organism: Mus musculus (house mouse)
Lineage: Eukaryota; Metazoa; Chordata; Mammalia; Rodentia; Muridae
Gene: Pglyrp1
Product: peptidoglycan recognition protein 1
Exons: 3
Coding region: 37-585 (182 amino acids)
Biological process (GO): biological process involved in interaction with host; signal transduction; negative regulation of type II interferon production
Cellular component (GO): cytoplasm; extracellular region
Molecular function (GO): molecular adaptor activity; peptidoglycan binding; Hsp70 protein binding
Source: RefSeq, marked provisional
AUACACAGCCCUGCAGUCCUGUGCGGCACGUCCAGCAUGUUGUUUGCCUGUGCUCUCCUUGCCCUCCUGGGUCUGGCAACCUCCUGCAGUUUCAUCGUGCCCCGCAGUGAGUGGAGGGCCCUGCCAUCCGAGUGCUCUAGCCGCCUGGGGCACCCAGUUCGCUACGUGGUGAUCUCACACACAGCCGGCAGCUUCUGCAACAGCCCGGACUCCUGUGAACAGCAGGCCCGCAAUGUGCAGCAUUACCACAAGAAUGAGCUGGGCUGGUGCGAUGUAGCCUACAACUUCCUUAUUGGAGAGGACGGUCAUGUCUAUGAAGGCCGAGGCUGGAACAUCAAGGGUGACCACACAGGGCCCAUCUGGAAUCCCAUGUCUAUUGGCAUCACCUUCAUGGGGAACUUCAUGGACCGGGUACCCGCAAAGCGGGCCCUCCGUGCUGCCCUAAAUCUUCUGGAAUGUGGGGUGUCUCGGGGCUUCCUGAGAUCCAACUAUGAAGUCAAAGGACACCGGGAUGUGCAAAGCACUCUCUCUCCAGGUGACCAACUCUAUCAGGUCAUCCAAAGCUGGGAACACUACCGAGAGUGAGAGACCUUGAGACCUAGUGAGAAUCCCCCCCCCCCAGCCCGAAAUCCCUCCUGCCACCUGCUUCUUCCCAUUGACCCCCAAUAAAGACUCAGCACC